Nerophis lumbriciformis (worm pipefish) is the source of this 1868-nucleotide messenger RNA. RefSeq lists its product as uncharacterized. Lineage: Eukaryota; Metazoa; Chordata; Actinopteri; Syngnathiformes; Syngnathidae. The record is from RefSeq and is a predicted model, not a curated record.
AUGCAGACUACCAACAAUGAUCAGUCCACUGCAACUUCAAGUUCUUCAACAGAGACUGAGGUUACACCAACUCUGCCUCCAAAGACCACUGGAUUCACAGAGACCUCAGCUGAGUAUAGGACAGACACAGCAGUAACCAAUCUGGAAACAACCCAACCCUCUCUAACCAGCACCGAACCAUUAACAACAGAGCCAAAGACUACAUCUGUGACAACCAUCAUUCCCACGGAUUCAACUGAAUCCAACACAUCACCAGAAACAUCCACCACUGUAGGAACAAUGCAGACUACCAACAAUGAUCAGUCCACUGCAACUUCAAGUUCUUCAACAGAGACUGAGGUUACACCAACUCUGCCUCCAAAGACCACUGGAUUCACAGAGACCUCAGCUGAGUAUAGGACAGACACAGCAGUAACCAAUCUGGAAACAACCCAACCCUCUCUAACCAGCACCGAACCAUUAACAACAGCUACUUCUCAUUCCACAGUAUUCGGCAGCACGCCAUUUGUUACACAACCUACGUCAACAAGUGAGAAAACAAGUGAUUCUCCAACUACCCCCGAGUGCAACGAAGGGGAUUGUCAGUGUCAAGCAGGCGAGUGCAAGUACAGCGUAGAGCUUCGCAAAUGUCACUGCUUUUGCCCAGACAACAUUUAUGGAGAUACGUGCUCCUACGGACAAAACAACACAUCUCCUGAUAUUGAUACUGGUGCCAUACCUACUCGAAAAGCAGAUAUUACUUUGGACAUCAAGAUCACCUUUCUGGACGCUUAUAAUAAUCUGUCAUCCCCAGAGUCACUAGAUUUCAUCACCAAAUUACAAAAGGAGCUUGAACCCCUAUGCAACCAAGCGGAACCUGAAGCCUUUGAAAAAGUACAAGUCGUCAAGUUAUCACCAGGAAGUAGUCUUGCAGCAAGGCUAGCAAGGGGCCUCUACCAGGACACCAAAGUUCAGUCCGCGAACGCCCUGAUCAAGAAGAUAAAGUCUCUGCUCAAGAAGGCCAACUCCAAAGUAGAAGUCGUGGCUCUGUCACCGAGUAGCGUGGCCGCGACAAGCCGAGCAGAGUACUCUUAUCAGAACAACGUAACCCAAAUCCAAUGGCUCAACACUCACCUCGAUGACAACUUGGCCCAAAUCCUGAAGGAGAACAUCAGCCUGGUCUCUCAGGCCUUUAGCAACGCAAGCGUGCAGUUCAAGGAAGUCGUCUCCGCGCCAAUCGAGAUCCACAACAUCACAGACUUGCAGUCUUUUAUCAACUGCUCAAAGUUUGUGAAUUACACCAGCGAAGUGGUUGGAGAUCAGUGGCAGUGUGUUGGACCGUGUAAGAGGUGGCCUGACUACUGCAGUGCACACGGGGAAUGUCUUAACGAUAUUAACAAAGGAGCCCUUUGCAGAUGCUCCGAGUCCAGCAUCAGGCAGUACUACGGCCAGAGAUGCCAGCUCUACCGAUGGGGUCCUGGUUUCUAUGGAGCUUUGUUUGGAUCAAUAGCAGUGUUCCUGCUGCUCCUCACCACCAUCCUCGUUGUCUUCCUGCUCAAAAAGAGACACUGCUACUCCUGGAAAAUAAAUCGCGUCGGUGAUUUCUUAGAUUUUGAAGAAGAUUACUUUGACUUCACAGACACAGGAAUUGAUGGGAUUUACACUCCUGAACCUUUUUAGUCACACCAACAAGGUGUUGAUUCCCACUCAUACUGGAGGGGUCAACAAAAGGCUCUGAAGCGUUAAACAUCACCUCCACGAGAAGCUGCAAUGUUUGUACAUGAGAGUUCUUUAUUUAUCUUAUAUAUGUCAGAUGUGUGUUUGCUUCACAUUAAAAAAUAGUUAAUGUUGAUUUUUGUUUUGUUUUGCUCCGUCGUACUGUCAGAUAU